AUGUUUUUUUGCAAGCUCCAAUUGGUUGGACUCUUGAUUGUGAUUGCAAUAGUGCAAGCAGCAACAAUUCUCGUGACUGAUGUGGUAUACGUUACAGUGCUGAGAUCAGCUAUUUACAAUGAGUCGGAUGUUUACUAUACUGAGUAUCUUUUGGGGAAUCCCUUAUCAACAAUGAUCACGACCAGUGAUGAAAUUGCAACUGCUUCGAGUAGUGAUGGUCAGGAGAUAAAGCCAACACCAACAUCAUUGCCGCAAAUUUCCACACCAGAGAGUUUAAGUUCCACUUCGUCUGUUAAAGCUAGCACCGGAGCUUCAUCAAUCAGGACACCCGAUCCAACUACUACACUCGCAGCCCCAUCAACCACAACAAAAGCAUCUAUCUCAAAGCCAACUACAUCAACAAUAAAAGUUCAGCCUGAGCCAACAACAGUGGCAAGUGUACCUACUCUGUCCGCAAAAUCAACAGGCUCCUCUUCUUUUUCAAAUGCGAUAUUGAGCGCUCAUAAUGUCAAACGUGUUGCUCACGGAGUUGCACCCUUAGCAUGGAGUCAAGAACUUUACAACUAUGCACAACAAGUAGCCGAUGCUUAUGAUUGUUCAGGAAAUUUGAAACACACAAGCUCACCAUACGGAGAGAAUUUAGGCGUUGGUUAUAGCUCACCUCAAUCAGUUGUAAAUGCAUGGUACAACGAAGGUCAAAAUUACAAUUACCAAUCAGCAACAAAGUUCAAUCAUUUCACCCAAGUAAUUUGGAAGUCAACUACACAAUUGGGCUGUGCUUAUAAGGAUUGUAGUGCUCGAGGAUGGGGAAUGUUUGUUAUUUGCAAUUACAAGCAAGUUGGAAACAUGAAGGGACAAGGGCGACAGAAUGUACGUCCAUUGGUCUAG
Molecule: messenger RNA, 888 nt
Organism: Lodderomyces parapsilosis
Lineage: Eukaryota; Fungi; Ascomycota; Pichiomycetes; Serinales; Debaryomycetaceae
Exons: 1
Coding region: 1-888 (295 amino acids)
Source: RefSeq, a predicted model, not a curated record